Pedinophyceae sp. YPF-701 is the source of this 2031-nucleotide messenger RNA. The record is from the annotation of a GenBank genome assembly. Lineage: Eukaryota; Viridiplantae; Chlorophyta; Pedinophyceae.
AUGGCGCCGCCGAGCGAGGCCGCGAGCGGCUCGGAGGGCGGCUCGGAGGGCGGCGCGGCGCCGGCGGCCCGCGGGAUGCGUGCCGUCGCGUCGUCCUCGGCGCUCGCGGACGCCGACGCGGCCCCGUCGAACGCCACAGCCGAUACCCCGAAGUCGGACGUGCCCGCGAAGCUGCUCGCGAAGAGCCUGCGGACGUCGGCUUCGUCGCGGAACGUGAGCCGGCGGUCCGAAGUGGCGCCGCCGCCGGAGGCCGCGGACUCCCCGCGGACAUCCUCGCGCGACGCGGGGACGCCGGAGCCUGCGCCGAGCUCGCCGCAGGACCCGGUGGAGGCCGAGGGGGGGGGUGUUGCGGCGCGCGGGGAGGUGGCGCGGCGGCCGAGCUUGGAGGAGCUGGCGCUGCCGUCGCACUCGAUCGACGCGACGGUGACGCCGGUUCCGCAGGGCACGCCGGCGAAGGUGCGCAGGGAGGGGAGUGGUGUCCCGGCGUCGCCGGGGCUGGGGACGAUCCUGAGCGGUCCGGAGAGCCAGCGGGUGCGCGAGAGCAUCCGGAAGCUGUCCGCGGAGGUGAACGCGAUCCUGAAGCGGACGGCGCACGGCCGGGACGCGGCGGGGGGGGAGUCGGAGGGGUCGGCUGCGUCGGGGGGGGAGUCGGCGCGCCUGCUGACGAUGCUGUCGCAGACGCUGAACCAGGCGUCCGCGGCGCUCGAGGGCACGUGCACGUCCUCGAACCCCGCGACGCUCGAGUCGUCGCGCGCGGCCCCGGAAGGCCGCCGGCGGUCGGGGGCCGAGGACGCGGACGCCCCCACUGGCGGGUCCGACCCGUUCGCCACGGACGGCGACGAAACGGCGGCGGCGGCGUCGCUCGCGAGCGACCUGCGGACGCUCUACACCAUCAACCGCAUCGCGCAGGCCACGCCGCGGGAGAAGAUCCUAGCGGACGCCGCCUCUCUGGGUUUGACGGACGCGGAGCUCGACUCCCUGCUGAGUCAGGCGUACGAGGUGUCCGCGCAGGCGCUCAAGGAGUCCGAGCGGAUCGACAAGGUCCUCCUCGGCAGCAGCAGCGUCGCGGCGGUCGCGGCGCUGUCGGGGGACGGAGCGGACGACGACGGCGGCGCGGGCGCGCAGCGCCCGCCGCAGCCGCUCGCGUCGCACCCGCUCGUGACGCCGCCCGUCACGAGCGCCGCGCCGCUCGGCCUCACGCCGCCCGCCGGCGCGCCGAUGACGCCGGACGAGCAGGAGGCGGCUCUCGAGCUAGAGCUGGGUCUCGUUGGCACGGCGAACUCUCGCAUGGCGGCGCAGGCCUCCGCGGGGUCGAGCCAGCUGCAGUACGCGACGCCCGUGCAGCCGCACGCGCCGCACGGGGGCGCCGCGCCGCUCGUGCGGUCGUCGGGGUCCUAUUUGGCGCGGCACGCCGCGACGCCCGCGCAUGCGGAGCAGGGGGGUUACGCGCUGUCGGGGAGGAGCGGCGGGGCCGCGCCGGGGUCGGGGGACGCGGGGUAUGCGCGGCGGGGCCAGGGCGCGCACGGCGCUGCGCCGGCGGCGCAGCGGAGUUUGCGGUCGAUGGUGGCGGGGGGUCGUUCGGAGCAACGGCUCGGCGUGCGGGCGUCGCACGACGCGUCGUGGUCGGGGCGGAGCGGGGAGCGGCCGCGCGCGCGCACGCCGCAGCCGGGGCGUCCGCGGCCGGACUGGCAGGGGUCGACGCGCGUCGGGCCACAUCCCGGGGGGGGGUCGUCCGCCGCCGCGAAGGCGGCCUCGCCGGAGAAGGACUUGGAGGAGAUCGUGCGGCGCGUCGUGAUGCAGGUGGUCGGCAAGCGCGCGGGCGGCGGCGCGGGCGGCGGGACGGCGGCGGCGCAGGCCGAGACGGUGGACGGCGGUGGCGGCCGCCGCCGCCGCGGCCCGCGCGCUCACGCAGGCGCAGACGCAGCGCGCGCGCGGCAGGAAGGUUGCGUCGCAGGCGGCGCGCGCGCGGAUGGGGGCGCCGGAGCCCCCCGGGGGGGGUCCAGUAGCGCGGGGGAGUUGGGGGCCGUUUGA